Messenger RNA from Neoarthrinium moseri, 2139 nucleotides. RefSeq lists its product as uncharacterized. The coding region runs from base 1 to 2139 and encodes 712 amino acids. NCBI's taxonomy places the organism in Eukaryota, Fungi, Ascomycota, Sordariomycetes, Amphisphaeriales, Apiosporaceae. The transcript has 2 exons. Gene Ontology annotation, cellular component: nucleolus. The record is from RefSeq and is a predicted model, not a curated record. Gene Ontology annotation, molecular function: mRNA binding. Gene Ontology annotation, biological process: regulation of translation.
AUGGCUCCCCGAGACGCCGUCGCCGGCAGCAAGCGCAAGCUGAACGACAAGAGCAAGGAGAAGUUCUCCAAGAAGCAAAAGUUCGAGAAGCGCCCGCCGCAGGACGAGCCGCAGUCUGACAGUAUAAGUGACGAGAACGGCUUCGAGGACUUCUCCGACGAUCAGGAUGACGGCGGCGCGCCCUUGAAGGCCCCCAAGUUCCAGAAGGGCGGGAAGCAGUCCAAUGGGCCCAAGCCCAACGGCGAUGCACCAGGCGGCAAGGUGUUCGAGAAAGGCAACAAUUCUCGCGAGUCCCAUCUGAAGCAGAAGCAGCUUGCUCUUGAGCGUAAGAACAGCAAGCCCCUUGCCGACGAGUCGCACAGAGCCAAGAAGCUAUGGGAGAGGCUGCGAAGGAAGUCACACGUGCCCAAGGAGGAGAGGCACCAGCUGGUGGAGGAACUCUUCUCCAUCGCCACCGGCCGCAUCAAGGAAUUUGCCCUCAAGCACGACACCGUCCGAGUUGUACAGACCGCCAUCAAAUACUCCAACGUCGAGCGCCGGAAGAUGAUUGCCAACGAGCUCAAGGGCACCUAUGCUCAAUUGGCCGAGAGCAAGUACGCCAAGUUCUUGAUUGGCAAGAUCAUGGCCGAAGGAGACAAGGAGAUCCGAGACCUGAUCGUGCCCGAGUUCUACGGCAAGGUCCGCAAGAUGAUCAACCACCCCGAGGCGUCAUGGAUCCUGGACGAUAUCUACAGAGGCGCCGCCACCCCCGACCAGAAGGCCAUCCUGCUCAGAGAGUGGUACGGACCCGAAUUCGCCAUUUUCAGGAGCGAGGCCGGCGACACCACGGCUGAGCUGUCCAAGAUUAUCGAGGCAAACCCUGCCAAGAGGAUACCCAUCAUCAAAUACCUGCUAGAUAUGACGAACCAGCUGAUCCAGAAGAAGAUGACUGGUUUCACCAUGCUCCACGACGCCAUGUUGCAAUAUUUCCUGAACGUCCAACCCGGCGGCGAGGAGGCCAAGGAGUACAUCGAGAUGGUCAAGGAGGACGAGAACGGCGAUCUGCUCAAGAACAUGGCCUUCACCAAGUCCGGUUCUCGGCUUGUUUGCCUGCUGUUGGCCUAUGGAACCGCCAAGGAUCGAAAGCACCUCCUGAAGACCUAUAAAGAUACCUUCCCACUCAUGUCGACCGACCCCUAUGGCCACAACAUCAUUCUUGCCGCCUACGAUCUAAUCGACGAUACAGUCCUGACUUCCAAGUCCAUCUUCCCCGAAUUAUUAGGGAAGAACGACGGGAACGAAGGCGAGAACCUUGUGGUCUUUGCCAACGACCCCAACGCGCGUCUUACUAUCCGGUACUUGUUCGAGGGCAAGUCCAAGUCACUUUUCGAUGCCAGCCAUGCCUAUGAUCUGCAAAUACUGGACGAGAUCCACGAGAUUCGAAAGACGACAAGUAAGAAGGACGCUGACGCUCGAAGGAAAGAGCUCAUUGCUGCUAUGUCCCCGGCCUUGCUUGCUGGUGUUGCAGCAGCCCCCUUCGAUCUUGUUUCGACGUCGUUUGGUUGCCAGAUGGUGUCUGAAAUCCUUCUGUCUGCCGUUGGUGAGAAGGCUGAGGCACUCCAGGCCAUCGCGAGCACUGCGGAAGGUGACCCGGAGGCAGAAGGCGGGGAAGCUGAGGCUGAGGCGGAAGGCGAAGGCGAGGGAGAUGAUGAGGCACAGAUGCCCCCUGGCAUCCACAUCUCCAGGACAGCACAUGGUGGCCGCAUGUUCAAGACGCUUAUCGCUGGUGGCCACUUCGACAAGGCGACUCGCAAGGUGAUACCGAUCGACCCACCCUUGAAAUUUGCCGACAUCUUGUAUCCAGUCAUCAAAGAUCACGCUGUAUCGUGGGCCACCGGCCCUAGCUCCUUCGUGAUUGUUGCUCUGCUGGAGUCUCAGGAUUUCUCCCACGGGGACGAGUUGAAGAAAAUUCUCAAGAAGGAGAAGAAGACUUUGGAGAAGGCUGCCAAGGAAGAGACUGCCGAGCAGAAGGCCGCCAGGGAAGCAGCGGAUGUCAAGGGCGAUGCAGAGAAGCCAGCUAAAAAGGGGAAGAAGGCAGCCCCCAAAAAGGAGAGGUCUGUCGGCAAUGCUGGAGCGAGGCUUUUACUAGAGAAAUUGUAG